Cherax quadricarinatus is the source of this 3237-nucleotide messenger RNA. The record is from RefSeq and is a predicted model, not a curated record. Lineage: Eukaryota; Metazoa; Arthropoda; Malacostraca; Decapoda; Parastacidae.
AUUCGCGAGGGUUAGAGGAUCAAGAGCCUCGCGAAUGUUGAAAAACCGUGAAUGUUUGGUGCCCCAAUAUAUUGUAGGGAAAUAUAUUACAAUACUGCUUCCUUAACUUGUUGAACCAUGAACAAUCAUAAAAUACAUGAAAAUGUCGUAAAUUGUACUAAAUAUAUACAUGUUAUGCUUUAAUAAUGUAUGUUAUUUAAUAACAUGUAUGUUAAUAACAUGUAUGUUAUUAAAUACCACAGACUCCACCAAUGCCUCCACCACUGCGAGUCCCUACUACCCUCCCUCCGACCCCCGCAACUGGCAGCCAGCCCUCCCACCACUCAGUGUGAUAUUUUAAGGAUUCAGCCACCAUCCUAGGCAUUCGAGGACAUUCCACUCCUUCAAGAUACACCUGUUUUGGUAUAUUUUAGACAGUUGCCACUUUUUUGUUGUUGUUGAACUUGUCAAGAAAUAUUGAACAGUCAUCUUUGAUCUUGUGUGACUUGCGAAUAAAAAAAAAUUACAGAUAAUGUAAAAUAUUCUUUCAGUUAUAUGUGUUAGUAACACUUAAAACUGGUCUACUCUGACAUGAUACCAUAAUUAUCCAGGUGACCUUAACAUACUGCUUCUGUCUAGCAAGAUAUAGGCAUCUGUAUAUUAAGGGCUCAUAGCAUACCCUAGUUAUGGCUAGGCACUGAUAUAAGCUGAGGUAAAAUGACAACUCUUAGUCUGUUAAUUCAACUUCGUAAAAAAAUAAAAUGAUGUUCAGAAUGGUAAAAAUGUUUUUCCAUGUAAAUUUACUUUAGCAUAUGACAGUUAAUUAAGGCACUAUUUAAGUGUUCUGAGUGUUGAAAUAUAAACAUAUUGGCUCACAUGGGAGUUUGUAUCAGUGUUUGAAGUAUUGAAAAUAUUUGAACCACAAUACUUUUUAGAAAAAACAAGGACCAUUUGUUUUCAUUGUGUCUACACACUGGGCAGUACUUAAAAUAUAUAUAUUACUUGAUAUUAUAUUUGGCAGCAUACUGUACAUUAAGUCAAUGUUCUAAGUAUCUGACAUAUAUUAUGUCUGCAUUAUAAUAUCCUUGACUAUUUAUGAACAUCAUGCCAGAGAGAAAUAUUAUUGUUGGUCGAUUUUUGAAAUUUUUCUCUUGAAAGUAGAUCUAGCAAGAUAGAAAGAAAUGAGAGCUAAUGUUAUAGAUAAACCAUAUCAGUGCUCAGAAUGUCCAGAAUGGUUUAUGGAAAAGUGUUAUCUUGUAACUCAUAUGAGAGAGCAUUCAGGAGAAAACUCUUUUCAGUGUUCAGAAUGUCCAAAAUAUUUUAAACAAAAAAGCCAUCUUAUAAGGCACGAGAGAGUUCAUACUGGGGAUAAACCUUACCCAUGUUCAGAAUGUCUGAAAUAUUUUAAAUGCAAAUCGACUCUUUCAACACAUAUGAGAGUUCAUACUGGUGAAAAGCCAUAUCAAUGUUUGGAAUGUUUCAGAUAUUUUAAGCAAAAAACUCAUCUUGAAAGACACAUGAAUGUUCAUGGAGCAGAUAAAAAAUUUUCAUGUUCAGUAUGUUCAAAAAAUUUUUCAUAUAAAUCUGUUUUAACAACUCACAUGUUGGUUCAUACAGGAGAAAAACCAUAUCAGUGUAUAGAAUGUAUGACAUGCUUUAGGCAAAGAGGCCAACUUGUAACUCAUAUGAGAAUUCAUACAGGAGAGAAACCAUACCAAUGUUCAGAGUGUCUGAAAUAUUUCAGGCUAAAAGGUGAUCUGGCAAUUCACAUGAGAAUUCAUACUGGAGUUAAACCAUUCCAGUGUCCAGAGUGCCAUAAAUAUUUUAGGCAAAGAGGUGAUCUUACAGCACAUAUGAAAGUUCAUACAGGAGAUAAACCAUAUCAGUGUUCUCAGUGUCUAAAAUAUUUUAACAGAAAGGGCAAUCUUGCAAAACACAUGAGUGCUCAUACAGUAGAUAAAUUAUAUCAGUGUUCAGUGUGUCUGAAAUAUUUUAAACGAAAAGACCAUCUCCUAACACAUACAAAAAUUCAUACAAGGGAAAAACAAUAUCAGUGUCCAGUGUGUCAGAAAUACUUUAACUAUAAACACACUCUUGUAAUACAUAUGAGAGUUCAUACAGGAGAAAAACCAUUUCAGUGUUUGGAAUGUUUGAAAUAUUUUAGGGAAAGAGGUAAUCUUACAACUCACAUGAGAAUUCAUACAGGCGAGAAACCUUAUCAGUGUUCAGUGUGCCAGAAGUAUUUCAGGCAAAAAGGAAACCUUGUAGCACAUACAAAACUUCAUACAGAAAACAAAUCUUAUUGAUAAUCUCAAGGACUUCACAAGAAUAAAAUUUAAGAAGACAUAACAAUUCUUUGUUGACUUGAGAAUCCAUGUUGGUGUUUACUGUAUUUAAUACUUUUAUUUAAAUUUUUAUUAUUUAUUAUCACACUGGCCGCUUCCCACCAAGGCAGGGUGGCCCAAAAAAGAAAAACUUUCACCAUCAUUCACUCCAUCACUGUCUUGCCAGAAGGGUGCUUUACACUACAGUUUUUAAACUGCAACAUUAACACCCCUCCUUCAGAGUGCAGGCACUGUACUUCCCAUCUCCAGGACUCAAGUCCGACCUGCUGGUUUCCCUGAAUCCCUUCAUAAAUGUUACUUUGCUCACACUCCAACAGCACGUCAAGUAUUAAAAACCAUUUGUCUCCAUUCACUCCUAUCAAACACGCUCACGCAUGCCUGCUGGAAGUCCAAGCCCCUCGCACACAAAACCUCCUUUACCCCCCUCCCUCCAACCUUUCCUAGGCUGACCCCUACCCCGCCUUCCUUCCACUACAGACUGAUACACUCUUGAAGUCACUCUGUUUCGCUCCAUUCUCUCUACAUGUCCGAACCACCUCAACAACCCUUCCUCAGCCCUCUGGACAACAGUUUUGGUAAUCCCGCACCUCCUCCUAACUUCCAAAUUACGAAUUCUCUGCAUUAUAUUCACACAUUGCCCUCAGACAUGACAUCUCCACUGCCUCCAGCCUUCUCCUCGCUGCAACAUUCAUCACCCAUGCUUCACACCCAUAUAAGAGCGUUGGUAAAACUAUACUCUCAUACAUUCCCCUCUUUGCCUCCAAGGACAAAGUUCUUUGUCUCCACAGACUCCUUAGUGCACCACUCACCCUUUUCCCCUCAUCAAUUCUAUGAUUCACCUCAUCUUUCAUAGACCCAUCCGCUGACACGUCCACUCUCAAAUAUCUGAAUACAUUCACCUCCUCCAUACUCU